Molecule: messenger RNA, 339 nt
Organism: Staurois parvus
Lineage: Eukaryota; Metazoa; Chordata; Amphibia; Anura; Ranidae
Source: the annotation of a GenBank genome assembly
CUACAAGCUUUAACCAAUGCUCGGCUGGACACUGAUAGAAGUCACAAGACUGCUGAUGAGAAAAGGUAUUUAGCAGAUUAUAUUUACUAAAAUAAUUGCAUUUCCAUGUUCUGUGUACUAUGGGAGACCAGAUAUACUGAAUGCAGGGUCCUGGGUUUAGUAACACUUUAAGAAAUUGUUGUGCAGCACUUUUAUUUAUUUGCAUAAAGCAUCAGGAGAUAAGAGGUGGACAUUUGAACAAGAUCAGGGGUAGAGAUGACAGGAUUGAAUUUUUACACAAUGCAGAGGAUUAACACUUUAGGUUCCACAGUGAGUAUAACAAGCAUGUUUUACUGCAAA